Molecule: messenger RNA, 1131 nt
Organism: Trypanosoma conorhini
Lineage: Eukaryota; Euglenozoa; Kinetoplastea; Trypanosomatida; Trypanosomatidae
Exons: 1
Coding region: 1-1131 (376 amino acids)
Source: RefSeq, a predicted model, not a curated record
AUGCUGAGCGCGCAGGGAGCCAUUACCAACGAGCUCGUCAUGAUGGAGUGCACGAGCUCCCAGGACCAACGUGCGAAGGAAAUUUUUCUCCUCAGCGAAUUGGAGCGUGUGUGGGGUGCGCUUUCGAUGGUUGUGCGACAACACCUUCUCGAGGGACACAAUGUGCGUGUCGCCAAUUUUGGCUCGUUUUGGCUUGAAACAAGGCCGGUUGUCUCGGACGGGGUCGAUCGCUACUACGCGCGCCGCAUUCACUUUGGCGUGGACAGCAACUUUGCCCUUCGCUACAACUUAGACCCCAACAAGGUGCCACUAGAGCCCUCCAGGCUGGUGUACGUGAAGGCCAGCAUGGCAGAGGUUGUCGCCAUCGCGGCGGUCCCCGCACGUACCGCAGUCAUGGCGCUUCGUGAGUUUUUUUCAUACGUCGGCGAAGGGCUCUUCAGGCAGAAGCUGUUUAAGCUAACCUUUGAAGGCGUCGCCACUCUUCUGAUCAAGCGGGAGAAGUCCACGCUGGAGGUUGACCCGUUGCUGCGGCGUGACAUUUUCACUAUUGACUCCCGCAAGUGGCCGCUUUCCGUGCGUGAGGCGGCAGCGUCGGUGGUGAUGGGCACGGGCCGCCCCGCGACGGCGUCCUCGAUCUCCUCCCGCCCCUCCACCGCGCAGCUGAGUCGGCAGAGUGCCGCAUCCAGGCCAAUAGAACCGCGCCCCGCAUUUGUCACCUCCGCCCCGCGCGACCGACUCUUCUCGGAUAUUGAAAAGGAGCCGCCGCGUAAGUUGCCACCGCGUGGUGCCCUUCCCGCUGACGAGCUACCACGCGGCAGCGAGAAUGUGGGCGAGGCAUAUGUCAAGGAGUCUGUUUUUGACGCCCUUGGCCCGGAGGAGUCUCCAGCGGACGAACCAGAUAUUGAAGUGAUUGAGGAGGUGGCAAGGGAACUCCCAACACUGCACGCCUACGACGAAGAAGCGCCAAGGGCCGUUGCGGUAACUGGACGGCAUUCAUUUCACGACCACAGUUCCGUUCGUGACUUGCUUUGCGGCAAGGCAGUCGCCCAGGUGGAACCGAUAACACGGGGAAGAAGGCGCUACAUCAACCGGGACUCGGACGCCGUUGCCGCGCUUUUGAAAAGCACAUAG